Cryptomeria japonica (Japanese cedar) is the source of this 1307-nucleotide messenger RNA. RefSeq lists its product as uncharacterized. NCBI's taxonomy places the organism in Eukaryota, Viridiplantae, Streptophyta, Pinopsida, Cupressales, Cupressaceae. The transcript has a single exon. The record is from RefSeq and is a predicted model, not a curated record. Bases 181 to 816 code for a protein of 211 amino acids.
AUUUCCCCAACCUUGGAGUCUCAUGAAACCUAAGUCUCUUCAGGCGUAGAGGGGCCAUACUCUUUUGGCAUCCCAAGGAAUAAAAAAAACCUCUACUUGAUUAUUAAUCCCAAUCCCAUAAAGCAAAGGGACCGACCCAUUUCAAGUCAACCGAUUAAAGGCAAAGAGGAUGGAUGGCAGAUGCAAACAGGAACAGGAGCCAAAAUGGGUCUGAGAAUUAUCCAGUGCGCCCUUCCCCGCCAAACCGUAAGAGUGAUCCAACCAGACGGCCAAAUCAGGCAAUUUCUCUUACCCAUUACAGUUUCAGAGCUCCUUAUCUUACAUCCUCAUCACUAUGUUAGCCAAGCUAAAGCUAAGGCGGCCACUGGUAAGAGAAAAUCAGCCAUUCUGCCCCUUGACACCCAUCUAGAGAGUGGGGGAAUCUACAUUUUGCUUCCUCUGCCACGCCUCUUCCCCUGUUCUUCUUCAUCCUCCUCUUCUUCUUUCCCCUUUUCUUCUUCCUCUUCUUGUACUUGUUUUCAGGAGCUUGCUUUUCUACAUUCUGGAUUUGUGCUGAAGCGCCCCUGGAGCAUUGUGAGCCCCUCUGGACAAGGGCCCCUGAAGAUAUCAGAGGGCGGGACUGUUGUGGGUGUGAAGCCCAGGAGGCUUUGGGAGCCUGCGCUGGAUGUGAUAAUGGAGAACCGCCUGCUGUUGCAGACCAAGGAGGAGGAACUCUCUGCACUCAAGAAGAAGAACAGAGACAAGGCUAAAAAUGGUCUUCAAAAGGGUGGGGACAAGAAGGGCUGGAUCUUUCAUGCAAAAGGGAUUAAGUCCUGAGAAUUGUUUUGGGGAUCUUUAUUCCUGGGAAACAAAGGAACCCACUGAAGAUUAUUUGUUGGUAAUGCUGGUUUUCACAGGAAUCUGAGGCGGUUUGUUUCUCUGUAUGCAAGUUAAAAUUCUUGGAAUUUGAUUAACAGUAUGUGGGUUGUAGCAGUGUAAAAUUGUAGUCAACAUACUGGAUUUUUAGUGGGUGGGUUGAGAAAUCAAGGAUUUAAAUGGCCCAGACCCACAUUAUACAGGUGGGCCGUUCUUGUGAGUGCUCUGUUGCUGUCAGUAACACUGUAUGUGUUUUGAUGUAUGAUGAUGAUCAUGCUGCACACUGAGCUUCAAGAAUGAUUCUUUGUGCAUCAAUGGAGAUCCAGCCGCUAUUGGGGCUCUCUCCUCUGUGUUUUUCAGGCAGCAGACAUGGCUUACAGAUGUAAAGCCCAACUGGAUUGAUAUCCUUUCUCCAAAUUCUAAACAAAUUAGACAAGAAUUCUUGCUGUUUA